This is a messenger RNA of Saccharomyces kudriavzevii IFO 1802, 936 nucleotides long. RefSeq names its product purine-nucleoside phosphorylase (gene PNP1). The transcript has a single exon. Gene Ontology annotation, cellular component: cytoplasm. Gene Ontology annotation, biological process: nucleoside metabolic process. NCBI's taxonomy places the organism in Eukaryota, Fungi, Ascomycota, Saccharomycetes, Saccharomycetales, Saccharomycetaceae. Gene Ontology annotation, molecular function: purine-nucleoside phosphorylase activity. The coding region runs from base 1 to 936 and encodes 311 amino acids. The record is from RefSeq and is a predicted model, not a curated record.
AUGACGGAUAUUUUAGAUCUAAAUCAACAACGUGAGGCAAUUACCAAGGCUGCCACAUAUCUUUCUGGUAUUUUAGAACCAAAUUUUAAGAACACUGCAAAUUUUAAGCCCCCAAGAACUUUAAUCAUAUGUGGUUCAGGGCUGGGUGGGAUAUCCAGCAAAUUAUCCGUAGAUAAUCCUCCCCCAGUGACAAUUCCGUACCAAGAUAUACCAGGAUUUAAGAAAAGUACCGUUCCGGGCCAUUCUGGUACGCUGAUGUUCGGAUCUAUGAAUGGCUCGCCAGUAGUAUUAAUGAAUGGACGUCUCCAUGGAUAUGAAGGGAAUACAUUGUUUGAGACUACAUUCCCGAUUAGAGUGCUUAAUCACAUGGGCCACGUUCAUAAUAUAAUUGUCACUAAUGCUGCCGGUGGUUUAAAUGCGAAAUAUCAAGCUUGUGAUUUAAUGUGCAUUUAUGAUCAUUUGAAUAUUCCUGGUCUUGCUGGUCAGCAUCCAUUGAGAGGUCCAAACUUGGAUGAAGUGGGACCUCGUUUCUUGGCCUUGAGUGAUGCAUAUGACCUGGAAUUGAGAAAGCUUUUGUUUAAGAAGUGGAAAGAGUUAAAGAUUCACAGGCCACUGCACGAAGGUACUUAUACUUUUGUAUCGGGUCCCACUUUUGAAACAAGGGCGGAAUCGAAAAUGAUAAGGAUGCUUGGAGGCGAUGCUGUCGGGAUGAGUACUGUUCCCGAGGUCAUCGUGGCAAGACAUUGCGGAUGGAGGGUCCUGGCCUUGAGUUUAAUUACCAAUAAUUGUGUCGUUGAUAACCCUGCCAGUGCACUGGAGGAAUCGCCUGUACCCUUAGAGAAGGGCAAAGCGACUCACGCUGAAGUACUGGAGAAUGGUAAAAUCGCUUCUAAUGACGUGCAAAAUUUGAUUGCAGCCGUAGUCGAGGAAUUAUAA